Molecule: messenger RNA, 1934 nt
Organism: Cyprinodon tularosa
Lineage: Eukaryota; Metazoa; Chordata; Actinopteri; Cyprinodontiformes; Cyprinodontidae
Gene: ccng1
Product: cyclin G1
Exons: 6
Coding region: 203-1096 (297 amino acids)
Biological process (GO): mitotic cell cycle phase transition; regulation of cyclin-dependent protein serine/threonine kinase activity
Cellular component (GO): nucleus; cytoplasm; cyclin-dependent protein kinase holoenzyme complex
Molecular function (GO): cyclin-dependent protein serine/threonine kinase regulator activity
Source: RefSeq, a predicted model, not a curated record
AUUUACCUAAACUGUCCUUUUCCCCGUCGCCUUACGCCAAGGGUCAGGGGUGUGCAUAGGCAGACGUUAACCUAUGCUUAAAACUUUCUUAGUUGAAAGUUCAUACUUACACUUUUUUUGUGUUUUGUAACUUUUUACACUCGCUUUUUAAGAGCGUGUGAAUAUUUUUUUUAGUUGAAGACUUUAAAAGCAACUAUUCAAGAUGAUUGAUACAGUAACAGGAGCACAGGCCUUUGCAGUUCAAGUAAAGGGCCUGUUGGAUCUAGAGGGCCGCUACCAACCAAAGCUCACUGGCUUGAGGCUCAUCGAGACCGCCCAGGAUAACGGCCUCAGGAUGACCAGCAGACUGCGAGAGCUGGAGGUGAAGGACCUGCUUUACCGCUGCAGGUUCUUUGGCUUCAGCUCUGAGACGUUCUCCUUGGCAGUUAGCUUGCUAGAUCGAUUCCUCUCUGUAAUGAAGAUUCAACCCAAACACCUGCCAUGUGUUGGACUGUGCUGCUUCUACAUUGCUGUGAAAUCCUCAGAAGAUGAGAAGAAUGUGCCUCUGGCCAGCGAUUUAAUCCGCAUCAGUCAGAAUCGCUUUACAGUGUCUGAUAUGAUGAGGAUGGAGAAGAUCAUCAUGGAGAAGCUGUACUGGAAGGUGAAGGCCCCGACGGCGCUGCACUUUCUCCGCCUGUUUCACAGCCACAUCCAGGAGCAGCUCGACGUUGAGAGCAGGGAGUUACUGAGCAUUGAGAGGCUGGAGGCACAGCUCAAAGCCUGUCACUGCUCCUUCAUCUUCUCCAAACUCAAGCCAUCACUCCUUGCUUUGGCUCUGCUGUGUUUUGAGGCCCAGGAAGAACACGACCCUGAGCACACAAACCAAAUAUCUGAGGCUCUGAAAAAUCUGCAGCAGCUGCUGAAUGUGAGAGAUGGAGACCUGCUGUGCGUUAGAGAGCUGGUCAGGAAAUGCCUGGUCGAAUACGCCAACACCAAGUGCUCAAGACCAAACAGCCAGAGGCUCCGCUGGAUCAUCUCAGGAAGAACAGCGAGCCAGCUGAAGCACAGCUACUACAAGAUCACUCAUCUUCCUACCAUACCCGAGUCGGCCUGCUGAUGGAAAGCUGACUCGUGGAGGGAUGACCUUAGAUUCUCACACUUCGGUCAUCUCCUUAUUUUCCUUACAGAUCUUCAUUAUUGAUAAUGGAUUUCUUUAAAGAAAAACUUUUAGGAAACUUUUUUUUUUCUUUACCAAUAACAAGGAAUACUGCUCUGUCAAAACAGCCAAAUCUCCCCCAUCCUGUUAAGUUAAAUGUUCCUGGUUGAGUUGCCUGCACAGGUGUACAGUAUGUACUUGUUUGAAUCCAUACACGUCUUUGUAUGGGUUGCUGGUUUUAAGCUAAUAAAGUAUUGAACCACCUAGGUCCUCAGUCCACCAUGUGGAAGAGGAGGGAGAAGGAUUUUGUGAUUAGCAAAAAUGGAACCAAGAAAUCGGGCCCAGAAUCCUUAACUCCCACCCUAGGUUGCUAAGCUGUCCUGAAUGCACACUCCUACCCAAGGUGAUGACUUUUAUUUUUAGUUUCUUAUAAAUGACGAGGGAAGUCUGGUUUUACCAGCAAAGUGAAUCUGGCGGCGAUCCAGCCGCCUGCAUCCAGCCGUGUUGUGUGAGCUGAAGUGUCACCAGCAGCAACAAACCGAGCUGUUUUCAUUUAUUCAGAGUUCAGUGGACGAAUCCAGCCUGCACAUUAUUACUCGAUUGGUUUUAGUUGAAUAAAGUGACCACUGCAGUGGAAAUGUAGGUUGGAAUUUGUUUUGCAUUUUCUGCACCAGUUUCUAAGUGUAGUACAUUUUAUUAGUGAGAAAUAAAACCUGUUUUAGAGUUCAAAACGGUUACAGAAACACACCAUCUGAACUUAUGUUUGUGCACCUUUCAAUAAAGAUUUAUUGAAAAGCUA